AUGACAAAUAAAGGGGAGUAUUCUGGCCGUUGUACAACCACACAAAACUUGAGAGAGUACUCACAGCAAGGAAGCCGCCAGCAAUUCAGGGGCACUAGCUUCUGUAUGAGUUGCAACAAGUGGUUGGUAUCGAUACCUCACGACCCAAAGCAGCUUGUCUUCGUUGAGUUUUUGGCCGUGCACAUACUAGCCGCCCGGCCAGGAGCAGAACUGAACCUCCUGCGGCAAGUUUGUCCAGGCCGUAGAAUCACCGCAGAUUCUGGCUUCGUCUUCAGAGUCGCCCAGCCGAUACUGCCCGCGUUGCUUCUCGAAUACUCUUCUCCUGCGGCUACUGAGAUUGAUCCAAUAUUUUCAGACGGAGUAAGGUUCUUGCAGUAA
This is a messenger RNA of Pyricularia oryzae 70-15, 378 nucleotides long. RefSeq lists its product as uncharacterized. Bases 1 to 378 code for a protein of 125 amino acids. The record is from RefSeq and is a predicted model, not a curated record. The transcript is spliced from 2 exons. Lineage: Eukaryota; Fungi; Ascomycota; Sordariomycetes; Magnaporthales; Pyriculariaceae.